Molecule: messenger RNA, 1186 nt
Organism: Trifolium pratense (red clover)
Lineage: Eukaryota; Viridiplantae; Streptophyta; Magnoliopsida; Fabales; Fabaceae
Product: tetraspanin-6-like
Exons: 3
Coding region: 111-962 (283 amino acids)
Biological process (GO): auxin-activated signaling pathway
Cellular component (GO): plasma membrane; plasmodesma
Source: RefSeq, a predicted model, not a curated record
AACAAAAAUAGAACAAGUGCAUAUGUCCUAUUUUCAUUCAUGUCCCUUUUUUUUAUUUAUUUAUAUAAAGUGAAAGAAACCUCACAAGAACCAAAGCAAAAAUCAUCAUAAUGCAACGGUUCAGCAACAGUGUAAUAGGAUUCUUAAACUUUUUCACACUCUUAGCAUCAAUACCAAUAAUAGGAGCAGGAUUAUGGCUUUCAAGAAGCACAACAACAUGUGAAAAUUUCUUCCAAACACCACUUUUAAUCAUAGGAUUUAUUGUUCUUGUGAUUUCACUAAUUGGUUUUAUAGGAGCAUGUUUUCAUGUGGCAUGGGCACUAUGGGUGUAUUUAGUAGUUAUGUUGUUGCUAAUAGCAGCAAUUUUUGGUUUGACUAUAUUUGGAUUUGUUGUGACUAGUCAAGGUGGGGGUGUAGAAGUACCUGGUAGAAAUUAUAUGGAAUUUCAUCUUGAGAAUUAUUCAACAUGGUUGAAGAAUAAGAUUAAGGAACCUCAAUAUUGGAGUACUAUGAGGAGUUGUAUUAUAGGGUCUAAUAGUUGUUCUAAACUUGCUUCUUGGACCUCUCUUGAUGUUAUGGAGAAGGAUAUGUCUCCAAUUCAGUCUGGAUGUUGCAAACCACCAACAGCAUGCAACUACAACAUGGAAACAACAUUAGUGACACAAGAUAAUGAUUGCUACCGUUGGAACAAUGCACCAAAUUUACUAUGCUAUGACUGUAAUUCAUGCAAAGCUGGUGUUCUUGAAAACAUAAGAAGAGAUUGGCACAAAGUCUCUGUUCUUAGUGUUGUUGUUCUUGUUUUUCUUAUAGGAAUAUAUUCCAUUGGAUGUUGUGCUUUUAGGAAUGCAAGAAGAGCUGAUACUAAUUAUCAACAUGGUGAAAAUCGUAUGAGUAAAAUUAGACCAAGAUGGGAUUACCAUUGCUGGAGAUGGUGGCAUGACAAGAAGGAGCAGCUUUUUUAGAAAAAAGAAGAAGCAAUGGUGUCUAUCAUGACAUUGUGUGUGCUCUAAAGUUGUGACAUUAAUUAACUACUUUCUUGGUCCAUAUGUUCAUCAUGUAAAAGAAAUUUAAGACCUUUUGUUUUAACUAUGAUUGUAUAUUGCUUUUGUACAAAUCUUAAUUUUGCUUUGUUUCAAGAAUUAUACUAGAUCUAUGCUUUUCCAGCUUUAAUGUUUCUUUUCUUCCA